Pochonia chlamydosporia 170 is the source of this 903-nucleotide messenger RNA. Its product is annotated as biotin protein ligase. Bases 1 to 903 code for a protein of 300 amino acids. The record is from RefSeq and is a predicted model, not a curated record. NCBI's taxonomy places the organism in Eukaryota, Fungi, Ascomycota, Sordariomycetes, Hypocreales, Clavicipitaceae. The transcript is spliced from 3 exons.
AUGCAUUCUCUCGUUCCAACCCUACUUGCAACGGCUGCGUUGGCAGGCUUUGCCGUAGCAGCACCAAAGGAAGGGCAAUUAACGGCCAUGGUAUGGCGCUCGCCACCUAUAACAUGUCAAGGAUGUCCUGAGGCAGUGGGAAGACUACUGAGUGCAUCAUCACAAAAGUUCAAUGUCAUAUACGUAGGUCCCAAUGAGAAGGUCAAAGUUACACCAAAGACCUUGAGCGAAGUGGAUCUGUUUGCCUAUGGAGGCGGCCCAGACGUAGCAAAAGCCUGGAAUGAACUAAAAGAUGUCGGCAGCGCAAUAAAAGACUUUGUCGCCAACGGCGGCCAUUACCUAGGAAUCUGCCUAGGAGCCUACCUCGCCGACAAUAAGCCCGGUCUGGGUAUGCUCCCCGACGGUGUAGAAGUCAAGUCGGAAAAGGACCAACCCGGGGCACAAGUCACGGACGACAGAGACACCGUCAUCCAAGUAAACUGGACCUUUCAAUUCGACUCAAAAAACAGCAAACAGGGCCAAACCAUCUCAGAUCGCUGGGUAUACUUCCAAGAAGGCGCAUCCUUCGCCGGCCUGUCAAACGUCACAAACAGCAACCAAACGAUCAUUGUAUCACGGUACUCCAAAACCGGCAACGUAGCCGCCACAUUGAUGCCCUAUCGUAAAGGAUGGGUCGCCCUAUCUGGUAUACAUCCGGAAGCGUCCAAGUCAUGGUAUGAGUCUGCCAAGGUCAAAAACCCAGACGGCAUCAAAUUCGACAUUGCUUUCGACCUUGUAAAUGCUGCAGUGGGCGACUCCAAAGGAACGCCUGGGAAGGACCCCGACGACAGCAUGGGCACAAGACUGGCCCAACGGCCACUGGGUUUGUUGGUCACCGUGGUAGUUGCAUACUUGUUAAUAUGA